Cercopithifilaria johnstoni is the source of this 4272-nucleotide messenger RNA. The record is from the annotation of a GenBank genome assembly. Lineage: Eukaryota; Metazoa; Nematoda; Chromadorea; Rhabditida; Onchocercidae.
AUGUUGACCCGCCGCAAAUCGUCAAUAAUUAUUCUGCAACAACCACAACAACAGCAACAGCAACAGCAGCAGAUGGUCGUAGGGACUGAGCGAGGUACCGCAAAUGAUUCAAUUGCUGUUCUGGCGGAAAUGCUGAACUUCGACGCCUCCUCAAACAAGCAGCAUACCAGUGAUAUUUUGCGAUGCAGCAGCGUUUUCGAAGAUAUUCCUAAACUUGCGUGUGUAAUAUCAAUGAUAUCAGUAUGCCUGAACACACCUCAUACUUUCUCAUUUUUCCCACCACUCUAUUAUAUUGUGUUUGUUGCCGAUGGUAUUGUUACUGUCAUAUUUUUUAUCGAAGCUAUCGUCAAAAUUGUUAUCAAUGGACUGAUUACACAUGAAAGAAGCUAUCUUCGAGAUCGUUGGUGUCAGUUUGAUUUCUUUCUCCUCAGUUUACAUAUUAUGUCAUUAUUGCUAAGCGCUUAUGAGCUUAUCUGUCUGUGGUUUCCACAUUUGGAAUGGCACUAUCAUCCAUGGUACGGUGUGAUAAGGGCUCCAAGGCCAUUUAUUAUGAUAAGCUUUAUACGUUCCAUCGUACGCUUUAAGUUACCUAAGAAUCGCAUUCAGCAGAUCAUCAAACGAUCUUCACAACAGAUCCAGAAUGUGACGAUAUUCUUCAUGUUCUUUAUGACAUUCUACGCAAUUAUGGGAGUACAGUUGUUCGGUCGAAUGGAUUAUCAUUGUGUCCUACCAGGAACCAAUGUUUCUAAUGUAACAAUCGCCGAUUUAGCCAUACCAGAUACAAUGUGUUCGCAAAAGGGAGCUGGUGGUUACGAAUGCCCAGCUAAUAUGGAAUGUUUGAAGCUAGAUAUGAGCGCUCGUACUGAAGGUUUCUACGGAAUGUUCAAUGAUUUCGGUUCAAGUUUAUUUACCGUCUAUAUGGCAGCAUCGCAAGAAGGAUGGGUAUACGUUCUGUACGACUGUUUAGAUACAUUUCCUUCUUAUAUCGCUUUUUUUUACUUCAUCACUUUAAUAUUUCUACUCGCUUGGCUUGUUAAGAAUGUGUUUAUUGCCGUGAUAACAGAAACUUUUGCGGAAAUACGAGUGCAAUUCAGUGAAAUGUGGCAGACACGUGAAAUAACUGUUGAAGAUAGUUUUGCUCAGAAAUUAGAAAAAACGGAAGAUGGAUGGAGACUGAUGGCAGUUGAUGCAGAAAAAAUAAAUUCUGAUAGUGCUCCAAAACCAUUAUAUUGGUUAGUCCGUACGGCGGUAUUUCAAACAUGUAUGAUGGUGAUGGUAGUAUUGAAUGCUGUCAUCAAUGCAUCAUUUGUGCAUAAACAUGAUGCAAGUGAUGAACCACGUAAACUUGUCUACUACUAUAUCGAGGUAGGCUUUACGAUAAUAUUCAACGUGGAAUGCCUUCUGAAAAUGAUUGCUUUUGGAUGGAAUGGAUAUACACGAUUACACAAAUUUGAAUUUAUUUUGUGUAUUGGAAGUACACUAAAUAUUAUUAAGCCACUGUAUUCAAUGAAUCUUUUCACUUAUUUUCAAGUUUUUCGUAUCGUUCGACUUAUUCGUGCCUCUCCAAUGCUCGAAGAUUUCGUCUAUAAGAUAUUUGGACCAGGAAAAAAGUUAGGUGGUCUGGUAGUGUUUACGAUGGUACUGCUUGUUAUCACUUCCGCUGUCUCAUUGCAACUCUUCUGUUAUGUACCAAAUUUGGAUAAAUUUCGAACAUUUCCACAAGCGUUUAUGUCAAUGUUUCAAAUAAUAACACAAGAAGGCUGGACCGAUGUAGUAGUGGAAAUUUUACGUACCACAAACGAAUCCAUGGUACCAUUCGUUGCAAUAUACUUCGUUGGAUAUCAUUUAUUCGUUACUUUGAUUGUUUUAUCGUUGUUCGUUGCUGUUAUACUCGAUAAUUUGGAAAUGGAUGAAGAAUUGAAAAAAGUGAAACAGCUUAAAGCGAGAGAAGAGACUACAUGUAUGCGUACAACACUUCCGUGGCGGUUGAAAAUUUUUGAGAAAUUUCCCACUCGACCACAAAUGGUCGAAUUACGAAAAGUAUCCAGUGAAUUUCCGCUACCGAAAGUGCGGCAGAGUUUCACAAAACAAUUUGCGGAAGAUAAUACUCUGACGUAUAAUUCACAUUCUGAAGAAUGGGAUCUUCAUCGGAAACAAUUAUUAUAUAAUGUUGGAAGAACAUUUUGUCGUAGCACUGUUACUGUACGAGAAAUCGGUCAGCUUUCAUCGAAAUGGGCAAUUAGCAUUUUAAUCGAAGAAGCAGAUCGGAAUCGUGCCCUUUUUUUGGAUUCAAGUCAAUACAUUGCUCAACUUGGCCAAGGUGGUACUCGAAUGUGGGGAGAUUCAAGAUAUCAUAACAGAAGUAUAAAUCGACCGAUAAAAUUGAAAGUUGUUUAUAAGCAUCUGAAGGAGAAUGCUGAUGUGCAGUUGGCAGAUUCGGCACCAAAAAAUGAUUUAAAACACGGUGAAAUUGAUAUUAAAGCAUUGCAGCAGAAACGACAGCAUGCAGAAUUAACCAGGAAUCGAAUUGAAGAAGAAAUUCGCGAGAAUCAUCCAUUCUUCGAUCGUCCACUUUUUAUCGUCGAUCGAGAUUCACGUUUUAGGCAUAUCUGCCAAGAAAUAGUUUAUGCUAAAUAUAUGCCUGACAAAAUCGACUCAAUUACUGGAAAACAAAUACAACAGCGUUAUAAACAGCUACAUGAGUUGAUCGGUCUAUUAACAUAUCUUGAUUGGGUAAUGGUAUUUUUUACUGCACUCUCCUGCUAUUCGAUGCUUUUCGAAAGUCCGUGGCCGACAACAGGCGAAAAUAUGAUCUUCAAUAAUCCUUAUCUUCAGAUUUGUGAGUAUAUGUUUGUCAUAUCGAUGACAUUUGAACUUGCUGUUAAAGUUCUUGCAAAUGGAUUUAUUUUUACGCCAAAUGCUGUAGUGCGAGACGUUGGUGGCGUGAUGACUCUUUUUAUUUACAUUACGAGCGUUAUCUAUUUGAUUUGGAUGCCACGUCAUGUGGAAAUUAAUUCAUUAGCACAAAUGAUGAUGAUUUUUCGGGCUAUGCGACCAUUGCGCAUUUGCACUCUUGUGCCUCACAUAAGACGUGUAGUUGUAGAGUUAUGCAAAGGAUUCAAAGAGAUUCUCUUGGUUACCACUUUGCUUAUUUUGCUUAUGUUCAUAUUUGCCAGUUUCGGUGUGCAAAUUGCUGGUGGCAAAUUAGCUGCAUGUAAUGAUCCAACAAUCAGUGAAAGGGAAAAUUGUUUUGGUUUAUUUGAACAAAAAGUUUUCGUUACACGAAUGGAAGUGUAUGGGAAGAAUGAUAAUGAAUUGCAUCCAAAAAUUUGGGUGCCACGAGUUUGGACAAAUCCACGAAAUUUUAAUUUUGAUCAUAUUGGCAAUGCUAUGCUGGCACUUUUUGAGACUCUUUCCUACAAAGGAUGGAAUGUUAUUCGUGAUAUAUUAUGGAUGAGACAGGGACCUUGGGCAGUGGUCUUUAUUCAUAUAUAUGUCUUCACUGGUUGUAUGAUCGGACUUACACUUUUUGUUGGUGUUGUCAUUGCAAAUUAUACGGAAAAUAGAGGUACAGCAUUACUUACAGUAGACCAGCGGCGUUGGUAUGACCUAAAGGCACGCUUAAAAAUGGCGCAACCUUUACAUGUUCCACCGAAACCAGCGGAAUCUGCUAAACUCCGCAUUAGACUGUAUGAAAUGAUAUUGAGCAAAUGGUUCAAACAGGUAUUCGCAAUAUUAGUAGUGAUUAAUUCAGUGACUUUAUUCAUUCCAUGGAAUGUUGAGGAAGAGAAGAAUAACUAUAAGGCUCUUGUUUUCAUGACAGGUGUAUCAGCUAUUGCUAACAUUCUUUUCACCGUUGAGAUUCUGUUAAAGAUGAUUGCAUUCACGGUACGUGGCUUCUGGCAAUCCAGACGGAAUCGAAUCGAUUUACUAAUCACAAUACUGGGACUCUUUUGGAUUUUUACUCAUUUUAUCAUGGCCUUACCUGCAAGUGCUGUUGGUGGACCUACGGGGCUUAAAGAAUUUACAUAUACUUUUGGAUAUUUGGUGGUCAUUUUGAGAUUCUUCACUAUUGCCGGUCGUAAGACAACUCUAAAAAUGCUAAUGUUAACAGUAGUGAUGAGUACGGUGCGAAGUAUGUUUAUUAUCACAGCUAUGUUCCUCCUUGUAUUGUUCUAUGCUUAUACAGGCGUUAUACUCUUUGGUAUGGUUAAGUACGGACAAGCUGUUUCCAAGUUCGUCAUUCAUUGUUUAUUCUUUUUAAUUUCCUAA